Molecule: messenger RNA, 8678 nt
Organism: Corapipo altera (White-ruffed manakin)
Lineage: Eukaryota; Metazoa; Chordata; Aves; Passeriformes; Pipridae
Gene: IQSEC3
Product: IQ motif and Sec7 domain 3
Exons: 12
Coding region: 88-2826 (912 amino acids)
Biological process (GO): actin cytoskeleton organization; regulation of ARF protein signal transduction
Molecular function (GO): protein binding; guanyl-nucleotide exchange factor activity
Source: RefSeq, a predicted model, not a curated record
GAAUGAAACUGUUUUACACCAGUUCUGUUGCCCAGCAGCUGAUGCGGAGCAGAAGCCUUCAUCUCCAGACUCCUCACCAAGAUCGAAAUGCUAGAGCACAAAUACGGCGGUCACCUGGUGUCUCGCAGGGCAGCUUGCACCAUCCAAACCGCCUUCCGGCAGUACCAGCUCAGCAAGAACUUUGAGAAGAUCCGCAACUCGCUGCUGGAGAGCCGCAUGCCGCGCCGCAUCUCCCUGAGGAAAGUCCGCGUCCAGAACUCGGAGAGCUUCUCCGCCGAGAAAGCCCUGGUGGAGGGAUACAACUUCGUCGGCAUCCCAUUGGUGAGGUCCCCGUCCUUGCCCGCCACCAUCAGUGGGGCCCUGACUGAGCUGGAGGACUCCUUCACAGAACAAGUUCAGUCCCUGGCCAAGUCUAUUGAUGAUGCCCUCAGCAACUGGAGCCUGAAGACCAUGUGCUCCCUGCAAGAUGGGGGCUCAUACCAGAUAAGGGAGACCUUCAGUGCUAGCUCAAUGCAGCCAAACCAAGACUUAGAAGCUGAGCUGCAGGACAAGGAGAAGGAGGAAGGUCUCCUGCCAGAUACUCUACCCAAAAGCAGCAGUACUCUCAUGAUGGCUUUUCGAGAUGUCACAGUCCAGAUUGACAACAAGAACAUCUCUGUCUCGUCAUCUACCUCGGUGUCCAUGGCAAACUGCCUCAGCAGCAAUGAGCAGGCUGGGCUCUCUCAAGCUAUCAAGGCUGAAGAAAGCCCAGGAGAAGGGGAAGGAGAAGCCAGUGAACCACCAUCUGCUCCAGAGAGCUUACCUGAGUCCAGAGCUCUCCAGAACAGCCACACUUUCACCGAGGUGGAUGUCAGUACUAAUGGCAUGGGAGACAGCAGUGCUGAGACUGAUCAGAUGGCAGUGCAGAAGCUCCAAUUUGAUGCUGGCAAUGAGGCGGGGCAAAGCAAAGGCUCUGAGUCUGAAAAUGCAGAUAACUCAGAGCAGCUGAGCAGCAGCAGCACCUCCACUUCAGCCAAGUCAGCCUCUGAGGUGUCCUCGAAAGAAGCACUGCAGGCCAUGAUCCUCAGCCUCCCCAGGUACCACUGCGAGAACCCCGCGAGCUGCAAGUCCCCCACGCUCUCCACAGACACCAUGAGGAAGCGCCUCUACCGCAUUGGACUGAACCUCUUCAAUAUAAACCCAGACAAGGGGAUCCAGUUCCUGAUCUCCCGAGGCUUCAUCCCGGACACCCCCAUUGGGGUGGCACACUUUCUGCUCCAGCGGAAGGGCCUCAGCCGCCAGAUGAUUGGGGAAUUCCUGGGAAACAGCAAGAAGCAGUUCAACAGAGAUGUCUUGGACUGCGUGGUGGACGAGAUGGACUUCUCAGGCAUGGAGCUGGAUGAAGCCCUGCGGAAAUUCCAGGCCCACAUCCGCGUGCAGGGGGAGGCACAGAAGGUGGAGCGGCUAAUUGAGGCUUUCAGCCAGAGGUACUGCAUGUGUAACCCAGAUGUGGUCCAGCAGUUUCACAACCCGGACACCAUCUUCAUCUUGGCCUUUGCAAUCAUCCUCCUCAACACGGACAUGUACAGCCCCAACAUCAAGCCCGACAGGAAGAUGAUGCUGGAGGACUUCAUUCGCAAUCUGAGAGGGGUGGACGACGGUGCUGACAUCCCACGGGACUUGGUGGUGGGAAUCUAUGAGAGGAUCCAGCAGAAAGAGCUAAAGUCUAAUGAGGACCAUGUGACUUAUGUCACCAAAGUGGAGAAGUCCAUAGUUGGAAUGAAAACGGUUCUGUCCGUGCCCCAUCGCCGGCUGGUCUGCUGCAGCCGCUUGUACGAGGUGACCGACGUGAACAAAGUGCAGAAGCAGGCAGCUCACCAAAGGGAAGUUUUCCUCUUCAAUGACCUGCUGGUGAUCCUCAAGCUUUGCCCGAAGAAGAAAAGCUCCUCAACGUACACAUUUUGCAAGUCAGUCGGCCUGCUAGGGAUGCAGUUCCAUCUCUUUGAGAACGAAUAUUACCCCCAUGGCAUUACACUGGUGACUCCAGUUUCAGGCUCAGAGAAGAAACAGGUACUACACUUCUGUGCUCUGGGUGCUGAGGAAAUGCAGAAGUUUGUAGAAGAUCUGAAAGAGUCAAUAGCAGAAGUGACAGAACUGGAACAGAUACGAAUUGAGUGGGAACUGGAGAAACAGCAAGGGACAAAGACUCUCUCAUUAAGGACCAACGGAGCCCAGAUGGAAUUGCAGUCUAAGCAAGGCUCUCCAACAGGCAAGAAGGAUUUGGGGGAGAAGGUCUCGGACAGCACAGUGGAGGUGUCAAUUCACAACAGGCUUCAAACGUACCAGCACAACUCCGCCCUGGGGCCCGAGAGUGGAAUGCAGCCCAGCAUGCGUCUUAACAUGCCACGGGAGCGGCUGGAGACAGCACUGGUGCCCGCGCACCCCGCCUCGGCGGGGACACUUGUACAGUGCCAGCAGAUUGUCAAAGUCAUUGUCUUGGACAAGCCGUGCCUCGCUCGGAUGGAGCCGGCCCUCAACCAGACUCUGACACGCUAUGUCACCUCUGACUCCUGCACCUCCACCCCCUGGCGCAGUAUGGGCAGCGGGCUCCCUGGGACCCCCAUGAAGCUGGUCCAUCAGCCUCCCCUGCCCCCUCCACCACCUCCCUACAACCACCCCCACCAGUAUUGCCCCCCCCAGCUCCCUGCUUCAGAGGCGCAGGUACUCCAGUGGCUCACGCAGCCUCGUGUAGCCACACCACCAGCACCAAAACAGCACAGACUACCCCGCUUCCCCUCCCCACCACCUCCCAGGGACCCUUUCUGCCUACAGAGAUCUAGUUUGUGAUGUAUUUUUUAGUAAAAGAAGAAAAAAAGAAAAAAAAAAAGCCAACUGACCUAACUCUUACCCUGUCUCCCCUCAAGAUGAUGCUAAUUGUGAGGAGCCAUCUGUAGAACCUGCCAACCUACACGCUCACACAUCCUCACACCCUGCCAGCCUGGCUGGCCUCUGUGCUCGUGCCGUCCCCAUGUAGCACUUUGCUGCCCUGUUCCUGAGAGGCUUGAUGACCUGCUGCUUUCUAGGCACUGUGUCUUCCGUUUCCUACUCCUCGACUUCCUUUCCUGCCUUGCAUUUACCUGGCCAUAGAUUUGUACCCAUCCUAAAAUUUUGCCAGCCUUGGAGAGAAAUGGACUCACCCGUGCCAAGGACCAACCUUGGGGCACUCCCGGGGGUGGAGUUCUCCCUGCCACCACUGCUGCCGCCUGCAAAGCUGGAGCUGAGAACUUGUACCACUUGCCAUGCUUUCUCCUCAUCACCCUUCAAGUAUUAUCUCCUUGCAGCAGCCGGCUCCAAGCGAAGGAGUGCACGAGGGAAAGAGAGUUUGAGAGGAGGAGAGACUGUCCUGAGCUGCAGUACAACGCAAAGAUGGCCUCACUGAACACCAAAACUAUUUCUGUUGUUAUGUUGGAUCAUUGUACCAGAGACCUCUGCUGAGACCUAGCAGACCUCACCACAUGUAAAUACACCUGUAUGGUAGCGUAUGUAUGGCGCAUGCUUACUAAAGGAAACACCAAGCAGUUCUGAGGGAGCAGAAGGGAGGGAUUCAGUCCAGGGAUCUUCCUGGAAUGGAUGUGUACUUUUCCAAAGAGAUGGCACCGCGAGGUGCCCUCCCACCUCAACACACACACACACACACACACACACACACACACACACACACGAUUGUCUUCUCUAAAACAGACCCACCUCUGCUUUCCUCCUUCCAGCUGAUUUUGUGUUUCCUGCCCACCUGCAUUUUUAUAUUCUGAAGGCAAAGCCAAGUGUUACAUUCACCUUCUGGGGUGGAUGUUCUUCCCUUCACUUGGGCUCUUCCACCUGUGUUAGAGGGAAGGGGCUUUUUGCAGACCACUCAUGUGAGGUUCCAUCUGUAUCUCUUGCCUAGCUGUACUCUUGCAUCCAUCAGCCCUUCCUAUAGGAAAGCUGGCCAGAUACCAAACUCCAAGGCCUCUUCUCCUGUCUCCCUCUCUGUCCCAGCUUCAAAAUGAGGGGAGGGGCAGAUCUCGAGAUAGAGAUGACAGCUCAGCUCCUCUGCUUUAUCAGGGACAUUGAUGUGAAGGAAGACAGCAUUAAAAAUGGGCUAUGGAUGUAUUUUUAGAAAAAAAAAAAUCUCUUUGAGCAGUAGGGAGGGGAAGGUAUUAAUUAGCUUAAAGGCUUUGGUCUCGCUCACUCAUUCUAUCUCCCUUCGAGGCUUAAGAAGAUCAACUUUAGGAUUUUAAAAUAGGACAGAAUGCCUUUCAGGGCCUUUAUUUUUAUUUUAUUUUAUGAGGGAAAGACAGAAAUACUCUUCCUUCCCCUGCAAGGCUGAGACAUGAGCACUGGGUGCUGAUGAUGCAACAGUUGGGUGAGGAAUAGCAGGAGUUGUCAGCAGUGGUGGGGAUGUGCAAAGUAUCAGGGAAAGAGGGACAGUGAAGACAGAUGCAGGAAACUCUUUUUUACCUUGUGGGGUAAAAACCACAUGAAAAUUUCUUUAGGGAUUGUGCCAGAAUGCUCAUAUUUGGGGUUAUUGCCAGUGGCAAAAACCACAGUGGAUCAGGGACUGCCUUGGCUCCCCUCGGUGCUCUCUGGAUGCCUGUGUGGUGGUGCUGCCUGUGCUGAAAUGUUCACAUGUGUGACCUGGGCUUAAGCCCAUCUGGGGUUAGGGAAGAGGACAGGGGCUGGAGUGAAGGGUCUCCUGUGCUUGGCCAGCCCUCCAGGGCAGGAGCCUGCUCACUUCCAGAUCCCCUUAUGUCUGAGGUGACUCCUGGACCCAGAUGUGCCAAGAGGUCUGGGUUGUUUUCUUGGCUGUCUGGAGCAGAGCACUAGGCUGCUGCUUUUAGACCCCCUAAGAAAUGUACUGACCGGGAGCUGACAAGCAAGCCUCAGGGAGGGCUGCAGAAGCAGAUGACAGAGAAGAUUGUAAGAAAACUCUGAACAGAAGCCAAAUCUCCCUCCAGACCAGAGAAGGUUUCUUCUAGCCAGCCCCUCGGGGCAGUUUGGAUGCUCCACAUUGCAAAGCCGGACACAGGGAGAGGUCCUCACCCCUAGCCAGGGCUCAGCCCCUCACCCUCCAGCCAGCUGUGAGGCACAGCUGGCCUGAUCUGCUGCUUACUCCCUCCAGGGUGACACCCUGACACCUCACUGCAGCCAGGAUCUCAUCAGAGAUGCCUGUAGCUUCCUGAGAAAGAUGUGUGGCUUCUGCCAUUGUCCAGACAGUGUAAGUCAAUGUGUGGCUGCUGGUUAAUUUUUACUCACUGCUGCAACAGAAACGGUGGCAUCCAGGAGGCACUGGCACUGCCCUCCCUUCCCAGCAGUUACUUUGCUGUCUGAGAGGAAUGGCAGUACUUGUUCAGUUUUUUUCCCAGAGUGCAGUGAGCCAACGAAGCUCUGUGUGUGUGUUAAAAUAAAUAAAUUAGAUUUUACUUGACAUUUAACACAAAGUGACAACAGCAAAAAACCUUAAGGUACUUGAGGAAAUAAUUUUUUUUAGAUAAAAUAUUUAUAACAAUGUCUGUGAAGCUCCUACAAGAGAUGUUUGCUGCUUUAAUAAUUGAUUGGGAGAGCUACAAAAAUUUAAAGAAGAAAUAAGGAAGCUUCCAUGAGACUCCUUUCUUCAUGCUGGAUGAAGGGUGGAAGCGAGUUAACCGAAGUGCCAAGGUACCUGAGGCACAGUAUUCUCUCAGGGCAAGAGGCUCCGUUUCCCUGACCUUACAAAGGCUACUGCUGGCCUUGAGCCUUGGAUAGAGAAGCAAAUGGAGAUAACCCUUGCUGUCUUCUAGCCUGCUGGCUACCACAUCUUCUGUUGUAUUUGGCUGGAGAGACACAAAACUACUCUAUUCCAGGUUGUCAUGGAGCAGGUUGAUCUAAAUUCUACUGUGUAGCUGAGCCCUUCGGACUUCACUUCAAAAUACAGAUUUUUUUUUUUUUUCCUUUGGAGGUUGGUCUCGAAGGAUGACAAGCACUUUAAAACUUAUCUGCACCUCAUCUGAUCUAUUGUAUUGUCUGCUCCCACAGCCCUCCCACACGCCAGCGAGACACAGACUCAGUGUAGCUGUACUGCUGUGAGUAGACACCCUUGCACACAGACUGAUGGAGUGCAGGCUAGAAGGAGCGUGUCAGUGACAACCUAAUGAAGGACAAAAUGUGUAACACAGCUCACCCAGAGGGAUCAGCCCAAAGAAAAAUCACCAGCUAUUGACAGCAGUGAUUCUGAUCAUGGACCUAGCACAAUCUUUCAGGUGGAAGGGUCAGGCAGGAAGCUGCUGCAGAGAUUAGCUCAACCCAAAUGAAUGUCUUUUUGCUGCCAAAUUCAUGUCCUUUUAUAUUAAAAAAGGAGACAGGGAGGGGAGAGAAAAGAGGAACCCAGUGAAGAGUACUCUGCAGUGAGUAUUGGAUAGUCAGUGGCCAAAUGAGAAGGUGGCUUUGCUGGACAGUAGGAGAGAACAAGGUGUUACUGACGUUUGCAGAGCUGUGUUACACAAUCUGUCAGGCUCCAUCCUGAUGCUUUCUCAUGAUGAUGCAGGCCCAGUGAAAUUCAUCUGUUUGCACCACUAGCAAAGGGAUGGGAAAAUGCAACAGGAGAAUCAGCUUUGCAAACAAUUUGGGUUUAAUGCAGUGUUUGUCGUCUGCUGUGGUACUUUUUUAUGCCAUAGUCAGGCCCACUGGGAUAGAAACACUUAGUGCUUUCACGAGGCUUUCAAAGCAUCCCACUGUUUAUGUUUUCUCUCUUUCCUGUAGAUAAAAGGCGUGAGUAUGGUCCACAACCAGAAUUUCAUCAAUACUCAUACUUCCUCACAAAAAGGUACCACCAGAUUUGGAGGUAUUUGAGGGCCUCUGAGCUGUAAGGGUUUGAGUUUUGUUACAUUUUUCAGGAGGCUCAACCUGCAACUAUCUGCACGUGUUUGUGAGGUUUCCAAAACAAAUCUGAGCCCUAAAUCAAGGAUGCUGCUGCUUGGUGGAGUCUCUGCUUUGAAAUGCAAGUUGCUGAGCAAGCUCCCCCAUCUCCCACUCCACCAGCUGCCUCACUGUGCUAGUGUAGGCUCCAGGGAUUGCCAGCAGUGUUUUGUGAGCUAGAGCUGUCCUUGUUCUGCCCUCUCUUUUGCAGCCAUGCCUUGGACAGCAGCUUUGAAGUCACCCAGCUCUUCAACACUAGUCACCGCCCCAUCUGAAUGUGUCUUUUUAAAAUCUAACAACAGAAGUGUUACCUGUGCGUAGGCUUUUGAAAGCACCUGUCUGUCUGUACCUGUCUCCUGCUGUAAAUACCACCAAGAAAAGCUUCCUUUGGGAAAAGUGGUGUGGUCACACCUAGCAAACAGUCCAAAUGGCUAACAUUUUGUAACAAAACAACAAAAAUAGAUCAGAGGUAUUUUAUCUGUUCAACUAAUAGAGUUUUAGAAAUUAUAUUGAGAUAUGUCACUUGUGGGCUAAUGUCUUCUUUGCCUCAGCCCCCCUCCGGUGUCCCUGGGCUCCAGCGGCGUGCGCCGGCGCACGGCCACACACACCAAGGGUGUGCUCCCACGGAGUGCUGGGCAUCCUGGCCUCCUGCUGGCCUCGGGGGCAGCCUGCUGCGGCUACUGCUGAUUUUUCAUCAAAAGCAGCAGGAGCCAGCUCAGUGCUCAGACCCUCUGAGGAUCAGAUCCAGAGGAAACCAGGGAGAAAUAAACUUGUUCAAGAGACAUCAACUUAAUGUGAAAUUCAACCCUGCGGUGAGGCAGAGAGGAAACCAGUGCGGGGGGGGAGGGAGGCAGAGUUCUCCUGAGCUGCAGCUCCUUCCUUCCCAUCUUGCUGGAUGCUCAUGGCUGUGCACUCUGCACCUCUGGGGAAGGAGGCCCACAUACCCUUGCAGGGCUCAUGGUGCUGUGGCAGGAGAGCAGCUUCACAUGUGCCAGCUGGCCACACAGCAGCCCGUGCACCCAGAGACAGCAGCACAUACUGUGUGUUAAUGCACACACCAUCUGCCAACACGUAGGACUCUACGACAGAUAGCGUGUAGGCAUCUCUGCUGUCCGCGGAGCAGAGUGUGCUGUGUAAAAAUUUUGGGCAUGUGCAGCCAUGUACUGCCUGAGCAGGACAGCUGUGCUGGCUGCAGUUACCAUCACAGCACAUCUCAUAGGCUACGUAGGCUCAGGCUUGGUUAACAUUUGGAUGGGAGACACGUAAGGAAAAUGACAUUUCCCAUGCAAAUCCGAGUGACGUGCAUAUUUACACAAAGCAUAACCCCAAGGUUAAUGAAACUGACCUUUGAGGGAGAAUCAAACAUGUGCACCCAAAGCAAGCUCUCCUCUGCAAUGGGUGGGGGGAGGCAAGAUACAUCUUUGCAGCUGAGUCGAAUAGAUGCUGGAUUCAGAUUGCUCCUGCUAAAAAAACGCUUGUCUGUAGGUUGCAAAUUCUUUGCUGGCUUCAAAGAAUCCCUUAGAUCCCCCGGCCCACCGUGAAACACUUGGGAGGACAGAAAUCUCUCUAAGAAACAGACAGGGAAUUUCCCAGGGAUUCAGAGGCUUCCAUUUAUGUUUUUGUGUGCCACGGAUAUAUUAUAAAUAAGCCCACUCCAAACAGUCAUUUUCUAAGAUGUUUUGAAACAGAAGAUUAUUGAAGUUUCUGCCUGAUGUUUAGAUCACACACCUGGCUGUAAAGAUGAAAGCAAUAAAACCAGAUUGUCUAUA